AUGGCUGCCAAUGGCUCAGACCAGCAUGUCUCCCUCGACCAGCAGUUCUAUGAAGACCUGGUCAAGAUCGUUGUGCCCAUGAUCUUUGCUGGCCACAUCAUCUCGCUCUCCAUUGUUGGGCUGGCUAUCUUUCUAAUCCUCAUACCUAUGUUUAUGAUCUUAAUCCCAUUGUUUAUCAUAAUGAUCCCCGUAUUGUUCCCAGCUUCCUUUAUCUUUUGGAUAUGUAGUUACCUCACCGGAGAGCACCCUAUUGGGGCAGAUCAGUUGGAAGAAGUUCGCAAGAAGAUUGUGAAGGCUGCAGUCGGUUUUACCUACAACUGGAUUUGA
Messenger RNA from Lactuca virosa, 327 nucleotides. The record is from the annotation of a GenBank genome assembly. NCBI's taxonomy places the organism in Eukaryota, Viridiplantae, Streptophyta, Magnoliopsida, Asterales, Asteraceae.